Racocetra fulgida is the source of this 231-nucleotide messenger RNA. The record is from the annotation of a GenBank genome assembly. Lineage: Eukaryota; Fungi; Glomeromycota; Glomeromycetes; Diversisporales; Gigasporaceae.
AUGCAAGACCCAACGAAACAUAAGAUUACAAAAUACAAGACCCAACAAAAUACAGCACCCAACAAAGUAAAAUCUAAUAGUACAAGACAUGAUAAAGCAAGACUCAAUGAACAAGACCCAACAAAAUCAAACCCGACGAAGCAAGACCCAACAAAAUCAAACCCUAUAAAGCAAGACCCAAUGAAACCUGAUGAAGCAAGAUCCAAUAAAGUAAAGCCCAAAGAAGACCUA